AAGCAGAGAACCACUCAAAUUCCCAAAACAAAAACUAGAGUGCCAGCUGCAUUGAGUCAGAAGAAAUGGGGAUAGAUACCGUAGAUCCAAUAGAGCCGUCAGAAAUCAUAUAUCAGAUGAUGCCCACAUCAAAGAGUUGGUUUUCUUUGAAACAAAAUGUUGAUGGCUACCGGUAGCAAUAGCUCAUAGCCAACAAUCCACUCACAGUUAGUUUUACUGAACCCAAGCGAAGGCUGUUUGUUCCCAAAGAAGAUUCCACAAUGAGGGUAUUCUCGCUCUUCGUCUGCUUUAUUGCUGCAUUAUCUGCUGUACAUGUAGAGGGCUUCUCAAAUGACUCUCCUGCUCGACAUUAUGCAAGGGCUUCCCAAGAAUAUCACGUUCAAAGGGCAGAAACAGUGCUAUCCAUGGUUCAAGCCACGCCCCCGCAAGAACGUAUCUUUUCUGCUGGGCUUCCUGAAGAUGACGACGAAUCUUCUCGUAAACGACGACGAAGGACAUCCACAAAUAAUAACAAUGGAAUACGAAAACUCCGAACCACAAAAGAAAAACUGGACCGAGGCAAGUCGCGACAGCAGCAACAACAACUAUCCGAUGAUCUGAAAAUGGAACAGGCAGUGAGCGUGGAAAACCAAAUGGCACUCGCCUUGGAAGCCCUGCAGGGUACAUUGGCCCUGGAGCAGAAGAAGAAUGACUACCAGAAGGACCCUCAAAACAGCAGAUCAGCUACCGAUGUGGCCAGUCGACUAUUUCCUUCCAUUCGGGAAUGCAAUGCCGCUUUGGCCGCCUUUGGAGAUGCUGGAGAACUACUGCGAGCACUGCGGCUCUUUAUGAAAAUGAGAAAGGCAGCUCUGUUGGCACAGUAUUUGCGAGCGUGGUCUUGGCCAAUUCCAUCCCCUACUCUCGUCACCUAUUCGACCAUCAUGUCAAGAGCCAACCGAGUAGGAAAACCACGAGUUGCACUACGCAUGUGGAAACUGAUGCGGAAAAGCCCCGAGUUUGUCUAUUCACCCAACAACAAACCCAUCACCAUGCCAUCGAAUAUUAAUGAUGCUACAACUACUUAUACUAUUGAAUCCAACGAGAUUGUCCCGGAUGUCAAGGCUGCCAAUAUCUUGAUGAACUCCUUUGCAAAAUUGGCCGACAUGGCUUCAGCACAAGAUUUGUUGAACCAAAUGCUACACGGCAAUGGAACGGAUGUCCCGCUCUUGACGCCCAAUCUGGUAACCUACAAUACACUUUUGGAUGCGUGUCACAGGGCAGAUGAUCUCGAUGCAGCGCUCGAUGCCAUGCGGCAAUUGGAAGAAUCGGGACUCACUCCCGAUGCAUGGUCCUUUACCAGUUUGAUUGCCACCGUGGCACGCAAACCCAGCAAGGCUUCCGGCGCCAACGAUCCCAGUUUGGCAUUUAGUUUCUUGCAGGAAAUGAGGGAACAACGAGGGAUUAGACCCAACGGCAUGACCUAUUCCGCCUUGAUUGAUGCGUGUGGUCGGUGUAAGAGAUGUGAUUUGGCCCUUCAGGGAUUGCGAAUCAUGCUCAGACAGAAAGCUGCGGAGCAGCAAAUACUAUCCCAACCACAAGCAAUCGAAAGGAAUUCUAGGCGACAAAACAACAACCGCAAGAAAAAAUCGGGUGGCUACAAGGGCAGGCCGGAAAAUUUCAGCUUGCCCAACGAGGUGGGCGCAUGGACAGCAGCUAUCAAUGCCUUGGGCAAAGAAGGACGUAUUCGAGCAGCCAUGCGACUCUUCUUUUCCAUGCCAAACUUUGGAGUCAUGCCAAACACAGUGACCUGCGGGUGUCUCACGGACUCGCUCUUGAAACAUGGUCGCAUUGCAGAUGCACUCCGAAUCCUUCGUUACAUGGAAAAGAAUGGAAUCGUGCCUUCGGAAGUCAUGUACACGUCGUUGAUGUCCAGUGCUGGAAUAUUAGCACAGCAAGAAAUGAACAUUAACGAAAAUACUGUGGUGCAGCACAACGGCAAAACUGACGCACCUGGCAGCGCUAUUGAGGUUUAUACGUUGCUAAUGAAAAGUCUCACCGAAGGCCAGCAGCAGCAAGGAAAAUCCAAACCGCCUCGCUCCAAUCCUCACGGUGACAUUCAGGAUGACAAGGCACACGCCCUCAUGAAAGUAUUCCUGGUGUUUCAAGAAAUGAAGGAGACAGGGGCUCAGGCGGACUUGGCAUGCUAUAAUGCUCUUUUGAGGGCUUGUGCGCGGGCAGGUGAUAUCAAUCGAGCUCAGAGUGUUUUGAAACAGAUGGAAGAGGAUGCACUCGAGCCCAACGAUAGCUCGUGGAGGCAGCUAAUUCGAGCCGCAGGGAAUGCUAGGCGGUAUGAUGUUGUUCUAUCCACGUGGAAAAUGGCCGUUGGAUACUCGUAUGAUAUCAAGAGCCACCUUGGAAGCUUCAACUCGCAAAUACGCAGCAGCUAUUGGGUUCCCAGUAUUGACACUUUCUCAGCCAUGCUAUCCGCAUUGCUGCGUGCUACAGCCGACCCUCUUCGAUCCACAACAGAAAAGAGAAGAUUAUAUCAGCUGAUCGUAGUCAUGUACCAAAGGAUUCUGUCGGGGAACAAAGACGACCAGCUCGGUAUGCAUCGAAUUGACACGGCGGAUCUAUUUGAAGACUCUAGAGUGAUGCUACUCAUCCUGCAGGGAGUCGUAGGUAUGGAUCAAACUGUAGAAAGGAGUGAAGCAUCCGCAGAAGAGAAAUCCCGAUUGCGGAUCCUAGCAUCCCAAAUCCUUUCUUUGGAGUGUGUACACGACAUCACAAACAAACAAAGGCUGAGUCGAAGCGCCUUCCGUUCUCUACGUAUUGCGCAGUCGUGGGCAAGAGAGGAUGACAUUUCACCAUGAGCUAUAGCGUUUGGCGGAUGUCCAAGUUUGCAAUGAUACUCUGGAACAGCGCAACUACAGCGACAUGCAACAAGCCAAUGGGGCAGAUCACACGAGCAGAAACAGAUACACGCGAUGAAAGCCAAGUGUAUGAGGGAUGCCAAACGACGCGAUACCAGUUUCGACUCGAAGCAAGCAAGAUUCCAUGUCUUGCGGUACUUCGCUGCACUUUCUGUACGACUCUUGCUCCGGCAGCAAGCAACAAUCCACUGAUGAAAAGCAGGGGUUUCCCAGGAUAAGCUUGAUGGCUACUACAUGUCAUUAGAAGGUUCGCUUUGUCACUAUGCGCAAAGAAUAGCUUUGCGUGAGGCUGGCAGGGACCAAGCACCGCUUCUGUCCAAAGCAUAAAACCACGACACCGUUCUGAGCCUGAAGAAGGGUACCAUCAUCUCAACACACCGUACAACAAUCACAGUGAAGUGAGGGCUCAAAUGGGAUGGGACACCACUUCCCGGUGGGAGCCUCCCCCGUAGUUCGAUGAUGAAGGCUGAAGUGACGCCUCCUCCACGAGCUGAUGGUGGCGCCGAUCACGCGUUCUUCUGUUUUGACUCCAAGCCAAGAGCGCCAAAAGGCCAAACACAGACAUACCCACUGUCGCUCCGACCGCUAUAGGAUUGACAGACAGGCUGUUUCCUCCCGGGGUGAGCAGAUUAUCCGUAGAUGAUUCUUGAUCUUCCAAAGAAACUGGAGGGAGAAUUGGCAAGGGCGACAAGUACUCCACCCGCGUAACGUUCGGAACGUCAUCAUCAAAGGAGCUCAUUUCAGAAUUCAGUGCCAAGUAAGCAAGAUAAGCGUCGAAAUCUGCAUUUCUCUCUCCAUUUAAAAUGAACACAACAUCUGCUCCCAUAAUGAAGCAAUUCUCUUGUAUAGUCGUCGCAUUGCAAGGGCCUAAGACGAAGAGGGCACAAUAUGAGAAGAACGGGCGACACACGAGAGACAGACGGAGUUACAAGACCUUACGCAGAAAGUAGGAAUUGCUCAGCAAGUUUCUGUGCCCGUCCAUGAGUGUAGGAACAGCCUCAAGUCGACGAUUUGAAGCCAGCUGCUCUAGGGCACCAGUAUCGUUCGCAGCGAGCGCAGCCAUCACGGACGUGAUGAAGAUCAAUCCAUCCAAAUCAUCUUCAAACUCUUCGGUGCUUUCCACAAAGCCUUCCACAAUGUAUUCAAUCUCUAUUCGAACAACUGUAGUAUCCCCGUGGGGCGGCGGGAUGAUACCGACACUUCGCGUUCCAGGUGCAAGAUCAAAGACCGUUGUUGGGGUAAUGGAAGGUAGCGGUGACGUGGGAGCGGGUGAGGGAACCAAUUCCGAGGUUGGGCUAUUCGUGGCAGUGGGGCCUUCAAUGAAAGUUGGCGCCAUCGUUUUCGAAGGGUCCAAAGUACCAUCGCUUGGCAUAGUGUCGGUAUUCGUGUCCGCAUUAGUGUCGGCAAUAGACGGGGUUUGAGUUGAAGUCGUCGUAACAAACGUCGGGAAGAGGGUCGUCGGGGAGGUCAUAAACACGGGCGAUGACGUUGGACCAUUUGCAGCCGAAGGCGACGGGGGCGGAGUUGACGAUGGAUUGUUCAUGGAAGUAGGGGUGCUUGGAUUCCCAGGAUUGCUUGGGUUCGAGUUGCCUGUGCCGGUAGAAGGGGCCGAGGGAGAAUUUGCUGAAUCUUCAAAAGACAUGGACAGGGACAUAUCAUCGAGCCUCAGUUCUCGUUCGAGCUCUGACAAUCUAUAAAGAGGGAAGUUUCCAACAGCAGUGGUCAGGCACAAAACAUUCGAACGGCUGAUCAUUGUACCAUUGAAAGAACUUACUCUAGAUCACUAAGUGGAAUCGGAUCAUCGUCAGGUGCUGUGAAAUGGCGUUUCCUUCUGUUGAAGCCGAACGAAGCACCGUGGGACCUGAAGGCCCUGGCAUCACUCCUCCUCUUCAAGAUGACUGGAGCGGCUCGUCCAAACUCUUCGUUGUUGGCACCAAUGACGCCGUUUGAUGCAAGAGUGAGCGCCGAACACAACGUUAAGGCAAAUUGAAGGACCAUCAUGAUCGUGGUAAUACUCUUCCAAUGAACGCAACUCAGGGCAACAAUGGAGGUAACAAAGCAGAAGACGAAAAGCACAAGCAAUGCUUUCACCAACGGUCCUCUUUCAGAAUAUGCCGCCUGGCAAUCGGACACCUCUCAUCUUGGCAUGAGAGCUGCAGCAAAUUCUGAGCCUGUUUGAAUCGUUCCAUGAACAAGAGCUUCUUCAACUAAGCAUUGGGGCGCCCAUCAUGUGUAUGAAUAGACAAGAUUUUCAAACAGAGUCGGCGAAUCCAAUCCCGUGACUUGAAGCAUUGUCUAUGGUUUCUGGCCUCAACUAAAAAGGAGAGCAACUUUCUUCUCACUGGGACAGAAGGAUCUGUAGGUGCGAUUGCACCAUUAUCAAUGCUUCAACCACGAAUGCUGCAGACUGGAACGUUCCAACGGUGGUCUCACGCGUCAACUCAGCUCGACUGAACGCCUUUCUUAAUGAUGGAAUGGUGCAACACACAUUCGAGCUUGCUUUACGUGUCCUUCGCCCAACUAGCUACUACUGCUGGCUGGGAGCACUGACUGUGACAUCGUUCUCCGACACUAUCGGAAUGCCGCAGCUGUGCUUGCUAGCUAGAAUAAGUGGUGCCAGCCAGAGCACCCAAAAUCUGGAAAGCAUGGGUAUCGGCUCUUCACCUGCUACCGGUACUCCGCCGACGAAACGUAACCUGUAUGUACGUACGGAGUGCCACCGCAACUCCACCUUCUCACAAUUGAAGAUUCUUAGCGGUUAGAAAAUGUACUGUGGGAGUACCUACCGGUAGAGCAACAAUCCCAUCGAGUGCCCCUGUACAUAGUGCUAAACUAAUCGGCCGCUCCCUUUCCACUGGAAAGAUCGUUCCUCCGAGACCGAACGACCCCCUUUUCGAGCUUCGGUUGGGUUGUUCAUCAUCAAGUUGCAGACACUUCGCUUAAAAUAAGGGCCAUGUUUGCAUUUUCAGACCCAAACAAUUCAAGUCAUCCUCCUUCGGGGGACCCACUCUGCGAUACUGCAUCAUACCGGUACCGGUAUCAUAGGUCAUCGGGAGGGGGCGGUUGGGCUGGCUGUGGCCUCGGUAGGAAUUGGUGCUUCUGGCUACAGCUGUACGGUUGAUUGGGGGUAUCUUAUGUACAGCUCCAAACCGUUCAAGGGAGCUGUAAGGAGGGGUUUAUCGUGCCAAUGCUAACGGAGUAAGUGUGCUUCCACAAUUUCGUCUCCUGGAGACGAUUUGCUUUAGGGGUAAUGGUACCGAUGGGGGCAGAGGUUUGAAUUAUACCCGGCGCGCAUUACUUAGAAGGCCCUGUAGAAGUCUACGUAUUCGACUAGUAUUGUAUUGACGGAUACAGUCAACGCAUGUACAUGCAC
Seminavis robusta is the source of this 6282-nucleotide messenger RNA. The record is from the annotation of a GenBank genome assembly. Lineage: Eukaryota; Bacillariophyta; Bacillariophyceae; Naviculales; Naviculaceae.